AUGAAUCCUUGCCGUGAAGGAGCUGUGCUGUGCCAGCAGGUCGCCAUGAGAAGCAGAUACUCCCAGUAUUACAAUCGGACUCUGAUCCCCUAUUACUAUGUGUUCGCCAAGAACAUGACCAUCGAGGACCUGGACAAGCGCUACGAGGCCAAAAAGUUGCUGACAGACCCCAGCAUCAUCAUCGUGGUCCUGUGCACUAUUAUCAUCCUGGAGAACCUGCUGGUUCUCAUCGCCGUGUGUCGCAACAAGAAGUUCCACUCGGCCAUGUUUUUCUUCAUCGGAAACCUGGCCUUCUCCGACCUAUUGGCCGGCUCGGCCUACAUCGCCAACAUUUUCCUCUCGGGCUCACGGACAUUUGACCUGGUGCCCGUGCAGUGGUUCAUUCGUGAGGGAACGGCGUUCAUUGCCCUGGCGGCCUCGGUCUUCAGCCUCCUGGCCAUCGCCAUCGAGCGCUACAUCGCCAUCACCAAGGUCAAAGUCUACGGCUCCACUAAAACGUGCCGCAUGUUCCUGCUCAUCGGAGCCUGCUGGGUGAUGUCCAUCCUGCUGGGCGGGCUCCCCAUCAUCGGGUGGAACUGCAUUGACAAUCUCCCCGAGUGUUCCGCAGUGCUGCCACUCUACUCCAAGAAGUACAUCCUCUUCGUGGUGACCAUUUUCAGCCUUAUCUUGCUCUCUAUCGUCAUCCUCUACGUGAGGAUCUACUUGAUCGUACGCUCAAGCCACCAGGAGGCCACUAACUCCCCCGCCUACGCCCUCUUGAAAACGGUCACUAUCGUGCUCGGGGUCUUUAUAAUGUGCUGGCUCCCCGCUUUCACCAUCCUCCUCCUGGAUUCGUCCAGCACCAUCCAGUCCUGCCCGAUCCUCUCCAAAGCCAACAUCUUCUUCGGCUUCGCCACGCUCAACUCUGCGCUCAACCCGGUCAUCUACACGCUGCGCAGCAAGGACAUGCGGAAGGAGUUCCUGCGCGUACUGUGCUGCUGGGGGGUGCUGCAGAGCGGGCGGCCCGCCGAACGUUGCCUGGUGCCGCUCAAGAGCUCCAGCUCCCUCGAGCACUGCACACACAAACACGAACACCAAACCACGCCCAUUAUGCAGCACUGCACCACAUGCGUGUGA
Molecule: messenger RNA, 1116 nt
Organism: Nerophis lumbriciformis (worm pipefish)
Lineage: Eukaryota; Metazoa; Chordata; Actinopteri; Syngnathiformes; Syngnathidae
Source: RefSeq, a predicted model, not a curated record